Messenger RNA from Asparagus officinalis (garden asparagus), 659 nucleotides. Its product is annotated as B3 domain-containing protein REM5-like. The coding region runs from base 1 to 612 and encodes 203 amino acids. Lineage: Eukaryota; Viridiplantae; Streptophyta; Magnoliopsida; Asparagales; Asparagaceae. The record is from RefSeq and is a predicted model, not a curated record. The transcript is spliced from 3 exons. Gene Ontology annotation, molecular function: DNA binding.
AUGGCUCAGUCACUGCAAUGUGCUUCUUCUCAAAGCUUCAGCUUCUUCUUCAGAGUCCUCCGGCCUGGUUUCAGCAAUAGAUUGACACUUCCAACUAAAUUCGUUAAGAAUGUUCUUAUGAACAAGAAGGGUGAGCUAGGAUUGGCCUCGUUGGUGAACCCAAUUGGCGAGAUUUGGCAUGUCGAAGUUUACAAACAUGCAGAUGAAGACAUGUGCAUUGGAGGGCUUGGUUGGUCUGAGCUAGCCCAUGCUCAUAAUUUGGGUUUGGGGUAUUUCUUGGUCUUUCGCUAUCGAGGCGAUAUGGUUUUCGAUUUCAGAGCAUUUGAUUUGAGCACUUGUGAGAUAGCUUAUCCUUCGAUUGCUCAUUGGGUUGCUAAGAAAUUAGAGCAAACACUACCAGUCUUGAUCGAUAUAGAAGAUGAGGAGGAGGAAUGUAGCAAUUCUAGUCGUGUAUCAACAGAGUCAUAUAGUGGAUAUGAGAAAGAAGAGCUUACGAAGAGUAAUCCUGCGGGAGGAGUGUGUUUUGAGGUGAAACUAAGUGCUCGCUACUUGUAUCGAGGCCAUGUAGUAAGUAGCAUUUGUUUGUAUGAGCAAAUAGUAGUUUUAUUUUAAUUUUUUCCCUAAAACUUCUCGUUUUAUGGUUUAAUUCAGGAGGGAUA